AUGUCUAACGAGUACAACUACGAUGCCGACGCCCAGUUCUAUCCCUACUUCGUCCUCAUCACCACCUCCCUCGUCACUCUCCCCUUAUCCUACUCUCUCCUCCGCGCGCCGACCGACCUUUCCUCGCCCAAACGAGGUCACAUCACCUCCUCUUUCAAGCCACAAGAUGCCGACAUUAUCGAUGCGCAGCGCGCAAAGCAGAAGCGUAAGGAGCUCCGCCGCAAGCGAAUGCUGGUCGUCGCUGUCGGUUGGCUUGUCAUGAUAUAUAUGGCCUACCUCAUGGCCACCACUGAGCGCACCGGUGCUCAACUAUGGGAUCCUUACUCCAUCUUGAACGUGCCGGUUGGUACUGCUGAGAAGGCAAUCAAUUCCCGCUACAGGAGACUGUCCACCACCAUGCAUCCAGAUAAGAGGCGUCCAGAUGCCGCGACCAACACGACCGUGGAGAGCAUCAACGAAGAGUGGGUGGAGAUCGUGAAAGCAUACAAAGCACUCACAGACGAGGAUACGCGGAGGAACUUCGAGCUGUAUGGACAUCCGGAUGGCAAGCAGAGCACAAGUUACGGAAUAGCACUCCCAAACAUCCUCAUUGCCGAGGGGAGUGGGAAGUACGUUCUGGCCUUCUACGCUGGAUUGCUCGGCAUUGUUUUGCCUUGGUUUGUAGGGUCAUGGUGGUACGGCAUGCGUAGCAACACUAGGGAACGCAUCUUGGUUACCAGUGCGGGCAACAUGUUCCGUGAAUUCAACGAGAGAAUGGAUGGAGGCGAUGUCCUAGCAGCUGUGAGCAGCGCAGACGAGUUCAAGGAGACGCUCCACGGCGCAAAAGCGGACAACGGCCUCGGCAAAAUCGAGAGCAGGCUUGACUCCUCGCCUGAAAGUAACGCUGUUCUCCUCGCAAAAGACAAGAAGAAGCUCAAGGAGCUCGAAGAUCCAGUGCGUCGGAAGACAAUUGCCCUGCUCUGGGCCUAUCUGACUAGAGUCGAUCUCGAAGACAAGACAUUGGAAGCGGAGAAAUACGAACUUGCCCCUACCGCACUGCAGAUGAAUGAGGCCUUCAUCCCUACGUGCCUGGCGUACGCCUUCACUAAGCCUGUCAUGUCUUCGUACGAAUUGAGCCAGAGCCUUGUUCAAGCUAUGCCGCCCUCCUCGGUCGGUCGCACGCCUCUUCUCCAACUGCCGCACUUCACUCCGAGCAUCAUCCGCGAAAUCGAGCUGGCUACAAAUACCCAGAAAGACCACAUGAGCAUUCAAUCAUUCAUGUCUCUCCCGGCCGAGCAGCGCCAAGCUCUCGCUCAAGCUGCAGGUCUUACAAAUGACCGUCUAAAAGUUGCAGAAGCUGUUGCUCAGCAGCUGCCUCUCCUAAAGGUCGAGAAGGCUUUCUUCAAAGUGCAAGGAGAGAAAUACUUACUCCCAUCUUCUCUCGUCCAGUAUGUCAUCAAGGCGCGGUUUAUACCUCCUGGAACAACACAUGUCCCGCCAGUCGACGAGAAGGACCUUGUCGACAUUGAUCCCGCUGAAGGGGAUAUCCAGGCGCAGAAAGUCGAGCCCGAGCAGCAUCCCAUUGCGCUCGCACAUGCACCAUACUUUGCUCGUGACCGGUCACCCAAGUGGCACGUUUUCCUCAGCGACAAUCGACAAGGCAAGAUUGCCGUACCCCCAUUCACCUUCUCGACAUUCGACAAGAAGCCGUUUGACAGCGAUGGCAAACCAACUUUCAAUGUUGUUACUUUGAAGAUGCAAUUCGCCGCGCCACCGCAACCAGGUGAAUACAAGUUUCAAAUGAAUUUGGUUUCGGACAGCUAUGUUGGAUUCGACUAUAAGCAGGAUGCUGUCAUGGUUAUUAAUGAAGCCAGUAAGGCUAAUGAAGUGGACGAUGAGGAUGAGAUUUCGGAGCCUGAAGAGGGUAAGCUGCACGCCCAUGCACCUGUUCGAGAUCAAAAGCUAACACGGCAGCAGAUUCGAUCGCCGGUCAAAUGGCCGCCCUCAAGGGGCAAACCACUGCUGAUCCCAACAAGCCUCGCAAGACGAGGAAGAAGAUCGAAGAGCCUGAGGAGAGUGACUAUGAGAGCGGCACGGAUGAAGACGAAGAGGAAGAGAGUGAAACGGACACGGACACAGAUUCUGAAGCUGAGGAUGAGAAGCCAAAGAAGGGCUGGUGGUAG
This is a messenger RNA of Lecanosticta acicola, 2162 nucleotides long. The record is from the annotation of a GenBank genome assembly. Lineage: Eukaryota; Fungi; Ascomycota; Dothideomycetes; Mycosphaerellales; Mycosphaerellaceae.